Pungitius pungitius (ninespine stickleback) is the source of this 4168-nucleotide messenger RNA. It is a transcript of the gene arfip2b, whose product is annotated as ADP-ribosylation factor interacting protein 2b. Gene Ontology annotation, biological process: regulation of Arp2/3 complex-mediated actin nucleation; intracellular protein transport. Gene Ontology annotation, molecular function: protein domain specific binding; phospholipid binding. The transcript is spliced from 10 exons. The coding region runs from base 362 to 1510 and encodes 382 amino acids. The record is from RefSeq and is a predicted model, not a curated record. Gene Ontology annotation, cellular component: trans-Golgi network membrane. Lineage: Eukaryota; Metazoa; Chordata; Actinopteri; Perciformes; Gasterosteidae.
AGAGAGCGUCCGCCUGCUAACGUUAAGCGAACUGUGCGGUGUCGUCAGUUCCGUUAAGCGUUCCUUCUGGUUUCAUUAAAAAAAGGGGUAGAGGGGAGAUUAUUUAGGAAGACAAGCGCAGCUCGAAUAAGGCUUUGGUCGGCUAUGUCGUGGACAUAUUCGUGAACUAGAGCAGUACGUUGUUUCGGACGAGCGGGUUUUCCCUCGGACUGACAGAAGACCCGUCGGUGUCCUCUAAGCCGCGCGCUCACUGGGAUGCGCCGCCGCUAGCUUGUCGUUAGCUCGCUCGCUAGCUUCCCGAACCGCUCUGGGCUUCUUCUUUUUUUAACGACGUGACCAAGCGCACCAGACGUAGUGCAUUAUGACCGACAGCAUUAUGAGUAAAGCUGCCACAAUGGAGAUUCCCAUCAACAGUAAUGGAGACACAGGGACCCUACCAGAAGAUGACAGCCUUGAACAGGCUGCAAAACUGCAGUGGAGCUUAGAUGAGAAGGUAGGGAGCUCCAGAGGCACCAGGGACCUGCAGCAGGUGAUGGUGUCGGGUCCCAAUCUGAACGAGACCAGCAUCGUAUCGGGGGGCUAUGGAGGAACAGCAGAGGGAAUCAUCCCCACCAGCUCAAUCAAAGGACCUGCUGUGCACUACAAUGCAGCGUUUAACAAAAGGAUCCCAGUUUCAGGAUUAGGUUCCAGCAUGCACCACAGCAGCAGCAGCUCGUCAAUGGCCGCGGACGAGGCGACCCGCGGUGUGGCUGUGGAAAAGCUAGAAACGGUGAAGAAGUGGGGUCUCAACACUUACAAGUGUACUAAGCAAAUGAUCUCAGAACGCUUCGGUCGGGGUUCCCGCACUGUGGACAUGGAGCUCGAGGCUCAGAUUGAGGUGCUGAGGGACACUAAAAGGAAAUAUGAGAGUGUACUCCGAUUGGCCAGAGCGCUGACUAACCACUUCUACAACAUGGUGCAGACCCAGCAUGCACUGGGGGACACCUUUGCUGACCUCAGUCAGAAAUCUCCAGAGCUGCGGGAUGAGUUUGGCUACAAUGCAGAGACUCAGAAGUUGCUGUGUAAAAAUGGGGAGACUCUCCUUGGUGCCAUUAACUUCUUUGUGUCAAGCAUCAACACACUGGUCAACAAGACCAUGGAGGACACCCUUAUGACAAUCAAGAUGUAUGAGGGUGCCAGGCUGGAGUUCGAUGCCUACCGGGCAGACCUGGAGGAACUGAGUCUGGGGCCGAGGGAUGCUGUCGCCAUGGCCCGCAUAGAUGCCGCUCAGCAACAGUACCAAAUCCAGAAGGACAAAUAUGAACGUCUCCGCUCGGACGUCAUCAUUAAACUCAAGUUCCUGGAGGAGAAUAAGGUGAAGGUGAUGCAUAAGCAGCUGCUCCUCUUCCAUAAUGCCAUCUCGGCGUACUUUGCUGGCAACCAGCAGCAGCUGGAGCAGACGCUGAAGCAGUUCAACAUAAAGUUGAAGCCUCCCGGGGACGACAAGCCCUCCUGGUUAGAGGAGCAGUGAGGAGAUCGGCCCUAACCUCCCGCAGCCUCCUCUUCAACCACCUCCACCCGUUACCGUUUGAACACCCAAAUUUAAAGGGGACCACUACAGGGGGGGAAAAGAUGGCUAGAUGAUUGGACGGAUGGAUCGCAGGGUAUUAUUGUUGAAGGGGCAAAAUGAAGCAGGGAACCAAGCUGCCAGUUUCCUGGAGAGUCGGGGGUGGUUGGGGCUUUUAGUGCCUCUCCCCAACUUUCCUUUUUUUUUCCCACUCUGACCUAUUCUUUUCACUUUGUUCCAAGAGGAACUGUGUUCAUCUUUCCCUUCCUUCUAUCUAACUCCCUUAAAUGUCAUCACUAUUUUGCUGUGUCAACCAGUCUGUCAUGGGCAUUAUUGCUCCACUCAAGUGCCAACUUGUGCGCUGAGCUAAACUUCAACCCCGCACCAUCUCGGGUACAGCGACAAGAUGACAAAAGGAAACGACGACAAAUCCAUUGCAACACCCUCGGAUGUAACCAAACACUACAUCAAAAACUCUUCCAGACCUUAUCACUUUCGUUGUGUGCCUCUUUUAUUUAUGCGCUAACGCACUAAAUGAACACGUGGCCUGCAAGAAGAAGGAUAAAUUCAGAUAAACAGGUAAAAAACUCCACAAGAAGGGGAUUCGUAAGGUACACUGGAAAGGAAUGCUUAGGUAUUUCCAAUCAAUGUACAUCUCAAAUUAAGUACUGUUUAACUUUUGAAAUAGUAUGAUUGUUAUUUGCUCACACAACUAAGACACUACUGUGUUAUGUUCAGUUUUUGCUGUUUUGAUUUGUAUUAUUAUGUUGUGCUUCAGAGAAACGCACAGUACACUGUUUGUCCGCUGGUGCUUUAGGGAGAAAGUACCAAAAGACAUAAUUAUCAGAAAUGCUACAGAUUUCAAUUGUUUUUACAUCAACUCAGAUAUGCAACGAUUGUUUAAGGAACACUGCCACCGCUUUCCAAAAAGUUCUACUGGUUGGGAUCGUUAGUGGUAUUUUAUUUGCCCAAAGAUAAUUGAGAGACAUGUUUACUGUCACUUCAGUGGUUGUUUAAGCAGUUUGCCUUUGGACUGAGGACGCUUUGAGGGACAGUUGAACCCUGCUAGAUGGGCGUGUGUCAGGCGAUCAACAUACAACAAAUUUCACUCCUUUUUAUUUAGAAGGAAUUCAUUCCAUAUUUUUUCACAUUCUUACAUGCAAAUGUGUUUGUCUUUAAAGAUAAAGUGGACACGUCAUUAACAUCUAGGGUCAAAUGGUUCAGGCUCACUAAAGCAGAAUAUAUUUGUCUAUGGUUCCCUUUCUUCACACUGAAGAUUACUGUCUAAUAUUCCCAAUCUUAAUAUUUCCAACAUCAAACUUGUAUAGUAGUUGGGCAAUGUGAUAAAACUACUUAUUCAUUAUUUGUUCAAUGUCCUUUAAUUGAAACAUUGUCUUAGUAUAAUAAACAAUCAUCUAUUGAUGACAAUUAGAAGAUAUUACUGCAGAAUAUCGGCAUGGUACUCCAAAUGUAAUGUGUAAUGUAAUUUUUAUGCAUUAUUGUAUACUGUUCAUUAUAUCUGUUGGAAUCAACGUAUCUGUACAAAUUACUCGAAUUAUGAGUAUGACGCAAAAGGCGUUUUUCAGAUAACACACUAACAUGAGAAUAUCCUACACGCUCUUUAACAGAUUUUGUAAUUUAUAUACUCCAAAAAGUAUUUCUAAACCAACUCAUCAGAAGUAGUUAUGUUUCCCAGUGUUGCAUCUCUGAAGUCAGCUGAAGAUAAUCCGGUAUAAUGAAUGAAUUGAACUCAGUCACUGGGUUUGUCCUCCUCGUCCUCCUCCUCCUCGUCUCCUCUGUAUUUGCAUGGCAGGCAGCGAUCCAAAGUACAGGUGCGUAUCCGCGUCGACGCACUGAUGCUCUGCUCUUGGCCUUCUGCACGCCAGCUCGCAUGGACAGGCAUGGCGUCACGGUCUGGUUUUUAAUUCGUGACACUGGCUGAGGCGAAAUCCAAAAUUUGUGUUUCCUUUGAAUUGUGCUGAGGAUUGUUAUUAUGGGAAGGACGGUGAUUUAGAUUUUUGAUGAAAAGUUGAUUUUGAUAAAUUGAUAGUGUGAUUUUGGUUGGCUUGUACUUUCAGAGCACACAUCCCUCGUGUGUUUUUAUUCCAGCUGAACGAGUCGCCCAGUAAGACCCGGACCGCACUCGCUGCUGAACUUGUUUCAUUGAUAAGCUCUUGGUCCGUUUGAUCGUCAUACAGCAAUAUCAACAAAAUGUGACUCCUCUUUUCCAAACCUGCCCCUUUCAAAUUCCAAACCCCAACAACCGAAAUGAAUGGCAAUAGGAUUUUUAAAAAUAGGAAUUUCUUUUAAGUAAUUGUGAAACCUCCAUCGAAUUGAAAAAAGUGUGACAAGCAUUUUUAGUCACUCUUACUAGCUGUCUGUAGAUUGUUGCUGAGAGAGAACCAAGAUUUAUAAAAUGAAAUAUUUUAUUUGUGUACAAUCAAUAUUUUGUAGUCUGAGCUGGUGUAUUGUACUGUAUGAAUGAUUGCACAUAAUGAUAUUUAAGAUAUAAAUGAUAUUGUCAUUGAUCGAUGUGAUACUCUGCCUUCAUUCCUCACUCUGACCCGAGAAGUCCCACCUGACCCCGAGGGAAAAAAAUUAAAGUACACAUUUUCAAAUUGU